CCAGAGAAAGAAGAUUUGGCUUUUGCUACAUUGCCAUCCUGAGACAAAUCUCUGUAAACUCUGCUUAAGAGCCUCUGCUUAAUUUCCUGUCUGCUUUCUUUCUAAGGCCACACAUCUCACAGCUGACAACUUGGCAACACUGAUGAAAUGCUCACUGGAGAGCCAGACGACAUACCCGGUAGAGGUGUGGACGCUUCUCUUCCAAAAAGCUUCGUCUGCACUAGACCAGGCUCUGGAGUCAUUUGCCACCAUGGUAAAUCCAAUCCCACAAUUUCACCAAAACUGUGUUUCCCUGUGUGGAUUCUGUGUAAAAACCAAAAUGACUUUUCCAAUCCUAGGCCCCCAACAACAGCAACCCGUCCCUGUCGCAUGCUCUCGAGGCUCUUGGACAGGUGAGAAUUGCCAGCUUCAGCCAGGCACAGCUGCAGAGCGUUAGCUUUGUCAGCAGCUGGUUCAUGACAAACAUCCGUCCGUUUUUGGCCUCUUCGUCGCCCAACUUCCUAUUCUGCCUGAGCUCCAAGAACUUCAGCUGCGAUACCUACCGCACUGUCAUCAAGGCCUUCAGCAGCCAGGCGCCAUUCAUGGACAGAGAAAGACAACAAACAGUCUUGACUUAUUUCAUCAAACCAUUCCUCUCAAGAAAUGACUCAUCAGGUAAAGGCAGGAGCUCAAGCUCAAUUUGGUAAAGUCUCGGUGGUAUGUAGUGGUAGUACCUUGCCAACGCCUUUGUUUCUAUCGUCUUUGCAGAUCCUGGCUGUGUCUCAUCCGUCAGAGGCAGUAAACAGUGGCUGGAGGCAAACUUUGGCGCCUACUCUGGUUUUGCAACACUCCGCGAUUUGCAAGCCCUCAAUCCCAACUUUUCAAGUGUGAGUGGCAACUGCAGUUGUAAUAUUCUUCCCCUCCCAAACUGGAACCUCUUAGCCAUGGUUUUGCAAUCACUGCUGUUUGAUUUCAUAUUGAUUUCCUUUGGCAGGCGGAAGCGUUGUCAGUGCUCACUCCUGCUCAGGUGGCACAGCUGACACUGAGCUCAGGGGCCUUGAAUGACACAGACCAAAUCGACCACGUGUUUGAGCGACUUGAGGAGGGCAAUGCUCUGGAAAAUGUGGAUGAAUUCCUGGAAGAGCUGACAGCAAAUGGAAAGGUAGGCUACAUUUGACACUGGGGCAAGAAGGACAAUCCUGGGCUUUUAGAUAUGGAUCAACGCCUCUACAGCAGUUGUUGGGGACUCAUUCACAUCAAACAUUUACUUACAUCCCAUCUAGUCUCCUGUGAGGAGUACUUGCAGCAUGUAAACUGUGUGGUGUUUAAGUCUUCCUGUGUUGUCAUUUGACAGGACCCUGAUUUCCAACCUGCUGUGAGAGAUCACCUAAUGAACAGGACCUUCAGCAUCAUCGCUCCCCAUUUCCCCAAGUUCAAGACAGACGACUGGUUCGCUUGGUUCCACGUGAAGCUGGUUACUCUGCUCCCAAGUUUCAGCGCAGUGAUGCUCAAGAAUGCUACCUCAGAUAUAAACUGCACAAACUACCAUGUUGUGUAAGUAACAUUUUACAAACAAGCAGGAUUGCAUCGCACCAAAGUACAAAAUGACUAAUGAGGAACUGCGUACAAAUGUUUUCUCUGGCCCUUUGCAGUGUGAGCGGGAUGGCCAAAGCUUUCCCUUCAAUAUCCUCGCAGGGACAAGAAGAAAUCACAGAUGUAAUGGUGGGCUACCUGAAAAAAUCUGUCAGUGUCAUCAACACGCCAGUUUGCAGGCAGGGAAUUCAGAGUGAUGCCCAGUGGCUUGAGAAAAACUUGGGUCCAUUUUCCACACGUGCUAAAUACUCUGACCUCAAAGUAUUCAACAUCUCUGGGGUGGCAGUUGUGGAAAACCUCUCACCAAAGCAGAAAGCUGAGCUGAUCCUGGAUCCAGACAGUAACGCUUUGGAGAAUGAGAACAUCGUAAGAGAGGUGUUCACAAGCUUGACAGAGUCCCCUGAUACUGAGCAGCUCAGUCAGUUUUUCCAGGCUUACAGUGACAUCAACAAGCAGAGAAACAUCACCAUCGUGGAAAAUCCAGCUGUACGAGACAUCAUCUUGAACCUGACCUUGACAGCCCUUGCUCCUGAAUUUGAAGACUUUGGGCCUGAAGACUAUAAGCUGUGGUUCCAGGUCUAUUUGGUCACUGUGAUGGCCAGCCUCCAUCCUGGCAGCUUGGCGGUGAUCCCCAGUAACAUCAGUUGUGCAUCCUACGCAGCCAUGUACGAAAUCAUAUUUCUCAAGUCCAAAGUCAGACACUUUGGAUUUUGCACGAUGUCAAAGUGUGGCUUCAGACAAGUCACAAAAAUGUGUGUUUUCUUCCCUCAGACUCACUGGCCUCGAGCAAAGUUUGAAAAUCCUGCCACUGCUGCUUUCACGGGGUGUGAGAUCAAGCAGAGAGUCACUCAAGGAGACAUUCGCACAGAUUCCUUCAAGUGCAAGGAGACCCUGGUCGAUGAUCACAACUCCAACAAACUGUGUCUAUGGGCAUUUCCUCUGAAGCCCUGUGCAAUUUUACCAUCACUGCGCACGCCUGUUCCUCGGUAG
This is a messenger RNA of Lates calcarifer (barramundi perch), 2562 nucleotides long. RefSeq lists its product as uncharacterized. Lineage: Eukaryota; Metazoa; Chordata; Actinopteri; Centropomidae. The transcript is spliced from 8 exons. Bases 1591 to 2562 code for a protein of 323 amino acids. The record is from RefSeq and is a predicted model, not a curated record.